AUCUGUAAUAUCAAUCGUGAUUCAGACUUUGUUUCCUUUUCAUUUUCUUUCAAGGUAGUUGUGUUCCUUAACACAAACCUCAAAAACGCAAAGACAUUAGAAAAGAAUAUUUUUUAGAGAACAGCGUUGCUCCACCACUGUUUCCCAGAUUAUAAGUAUAGUAAUCCUUUAUCCCGUCUAAUCUCCAUCCAUCCAUUCAUUCAUCCCUCACUCCCUCACUCCCUCACUCACUUCCCUUACUCACUCACUCUGGUCACUGUCUUAGGAACCCUAGAACAAGCAAAGAGACAAAAACCAACCUUGGAUCUGCAAAGCCAAAGGCUCAAGUUCCAUGGAUUCAAUUCAGGAAUUUAUGGACUCCUGUAACUCUCACAUCACCACCACCACAACCGCCGUCACCGCCACCAGCAACAGCUUAGUCGGUACCUCCAAUUCCCCUUCCGCUUCCCCCAACACCAGCAGCCGCUACGAGAACCAAAAGCGCCGUGACUGGAACACCUUUGGCCAGUACCUCAAGAAUCACCGACCCCCUCUCUCCCUCUCCAGGUGCAGCGGUGCACACGUCCUUGAAUUUCUCAGGUACUUGGACCAAUUUGGCAAGACCAAAGUGCACACUCCGAUCUGUCCCUUUUACGGGCACCCAAACCCUCCAGCACCAUGUCCGUGUCCUCUAAGGCAAGCCUGGGGAAGCCUUGAUGCCCUCAUAGGUCGUCUCAGGGCAGCUUAUGAGGAAAACGGAGGGAAGCCUGAAAUCAACCCAUUUGGAGCAAGAGCUGUCAGACUCUACCUCCGGGAGGUUCGUGAACUUCAGUCCAAAGCAAGAGGCAUCAGCUAUGAGAAGAAGAAACGAAAGCGUCCACCACCACCUCCACCACCGCUUCCACAACCACCACCACAACAACAACAAUCAUUGACUCUUCCUCAUCACCACCACCAUCACCACCACCACCACCACCACCUCCCUCCUCCAGGUGCAACUCAAUAAGAUGUGCUCAUCCCAUGGAAAAUCCCACUCAUCUGCCUCUCAACGCUUUUCCUGUCAUUGUUUAUGAUCUCUAUUUUAAGUAGUAUAUUAAAUUUAAUUAGGGUUUUCGUGAUUUUUCAGCUGAAAGUGAAAGUUUUCUAGUAGCAGUCCGUGUAGACUGCUGCUUGUAGUUUUAUCCUGUUUGCUCUGGCAGGAACAAAAAAAGGUUAAAGAUGAGAUGAGGGAUAUAUGAUCAUGAAGCUGCUUUUAAAGAAUACUGUGUGGUACUGGGAGUAGACUGCUAGUGGGGUACCUAAAAAGUGGUAGUGCGAGUGAAUGAACGAACCAACGAAUGAAUAUACAAGGAAGCCAUCAUCCUCACUGUGAGGAACCAAAAGCAACGCAUUAUUCAUAGUUUUCUUUAUGUAUGUAUGUAUCUUUUUAUAUCCUCUCUAGACUUGCAGACUAUAUAUAUCUAUAUACAUCUCCGUUCUUCUCAACUUUUGGGUUUCCUUCUUAAGUUUCUACUUUCAAUGUUUCAAUUAUAUCUACUCGUUGGCCGCUCUAGAAAUUCAAUGCCCGAGUUGUUAAUUGUUUGAAGCCAUAGAAUAGGUAGUGAGUCACUUCCGUACUUCUUCUAUGACACCUUCCUCAUUAUUUUGGUCUUCUACAUGUGUCUCAUAUUCAUGCUCAUUAAUGGUUUCGUAGACACACGAGAUUAAUAUUUUUUCUUUCAACUUGACACUUUUUACUGCUUUACU
Vigna unguiculata (cowpea) is the source of this 1725-nucleotide messenger RNA. Its product is annotated as protein LIGHT-DEPENDENT SHORT HYPOCOTYLS 4-like. Gene Ontology annotation, cellular component: nucleus. NCBI's taxonomy places the organism in Eukaryota, Viridiplantae, Streptophyta, Magnoliopsida, Fabales, Fabaceae. Gene Ontology annotation, biological process: response to light stimulus; mRNA transcription. The record is from RefSeq and is a predicted model, not a curated record.